GUGAUAUCUUCUUACAGCUUCUUGUUCCAGGCUGAAGUUACGGUCAGACAGAUGGGGCUGUGGCUGUAUAUUCUCAUGGUAGCUUUGGGGGGCUUACAGUUUCAGGCCACUGCAGCAGUUAGUUCUUUCAGCAUUGAUUAUGAAAAUAACUGCUUCCUGAAGGAUGGAGUUCAGUUUCGUUAUAUCUCAGGCAGUAUCCAUUACUUCCGUAUCCCACCAGCUUAUUGGAAGGACCGGCUCCUCAAGAUGUACAUGAGCGGCCUCAACGCUGUACAAAUUUAUGUCCCAUGGAACUACCAUGAACCGCUGCCUGGGAUUUACAACUUUUCCGAGGACAGAGACUUGGAAGGAUUCUUGGACUUAGUGGCCCAAUUAGGGCUAUUGGUGAUAUUGCGCCCUGGACCCUACAUCUGUGCUGAAUGGGAUAUGGGUGGCCUUCCAUCUUGGCUGUUGGCAGAACCAGAUAUUAUUCUGCGUACAUCUGAUCCAGGUUUUCUGCAAGCUGUCAACAAAUGGCUGAAUGUCCUGCUACCCAAGAUAAAACCCCGUCUUUACCAUAAUGGAGGCAACAUCAUCAGUAUCCAGGUGGAGAAUGAAUAUGGGAGCUAUUAUGCAUGUGACUAUGACUAUAUGCGUCACCUCCUGGCUGUCUUCCGUUUGUAUUUGGGCAAAGAAGUUGUGCUCUUCACAACUGAUGGCCUCAAAGAAUCUGAGCUGCGAUGUGGGACCCUGCAGGAUUUAUAUGCCACUGUGGACUUUGGACCAGAAAUAAAUGAGACACGGGCAUUUGAACAACAGCGUCUGGUUGAGCCAAGAGGGCCACUGGUGAAUUCUGAAUAUUACACAGGUUGGCUGGAUUAUUGGGGCGAGCCACACUCCACAAAAAGUACUGCAGUUGUGACUCAGGGCCUACAGAAGAUGCUAGAAUUGGGAGCCAACGUCAACAUGUAUAUGUUCCAGGGUGGCACCAACUUUGGUUACUGGAGUGGUGCUGAUUACAAGGACAACUACUUCCCUAUUGUUACUAGCUAUGACUAUGAUGCACCUCUCUCAGAAGCUGGAGACCCUACAGAAAAGCUCUAUGCCAUCCGAACCAUCAUUGGCAAGUUUCAGGUAGUGCCUGCAGGACCAAUACCACCCCCCACUCCCAAAUUUUCAUAUGGCUAUGUAUCUUUGCCACAGCGUGUGGCCUUUUUGGAUAUUCUAAGUCUUCUUUCGCCUUCCCUGCCAUUCCAUUCUUCCUUCCCCCUUACUUUUGAGGCACUGAAGCAGACCCAUGGCUUUAUGCUGUACCGGACUGUUCUUCCAGAUGACAUCCUGCAGCCUGUUUCGCUCUCUGUCCUUGAAAAUGGGGUCCAUGACCUUGCCUAUGUUUUGCUCAAUGGAGAAUAUAAAGGUACACUAGAACGAGACAGAGUGAAUGGUGUCAAUAUAACUGGCCAGCUAGGAGACUCAUUGGACUUGCUGGUGGAGAACAUGGGUCAUAUCAAUUUUGGAGCAAAUAACAGUGACUUUAAGGGUCUGAUCUACAAUGUUACUUUGGGUUCUACCAUUCUCAGCGACUGGCUUAUCUAUCCUCUUGAUAUUGAUUCAGCUGUGGCCCAUGAAUGGCCUCCAUAUGUCCCACCAAGCAAUAAGACUACAGGACCUACUUUUUAUACUGGAGUCUUCAAAACACCUGGUAUCAACCAGGACACCUAUGUGAAGUUUCCAGGGUGGAGCAAGGGCCAGAUCUGGAUCAAUGGUUUUAACCUGGGCCGUUUCUGGCCAGUUCGUGGACCCCAGAAAACCCUCUUUGUGCCUGGCGUGCUCCUCAGUACCUCAGUCCUCAAUACUGUUGUAGUGCUGGAACUACAGAAUGCACCAUCAAAUCCAAAGGUACUUUUUCUUGACCGGCCCCUUCUCAAUGGUACUUCUACCUUCACUCACAAAGACAUGAAAUAACCAGAAGUACUAUCCAACUGUGAGACCCAUGGUGUAAGAAGAAAUGUAUUUGAAAUCACUGCCUUGUAAGAAUCAAAUGAAUAAAGUAUCAGACGACAACUUAAGCUCUAAUGAACAGCCCAAGUAAACUGCAGUUAUUUGGUGUUCAUGUCUUUCACUGGAGUAUUAGUUGUAGCUGAUGCUGUAUAGGUGCUCAGGCUGGAUAAUACUAGUCACCAAAUUAAAUAUACAUGUACCUGGCAUGGCAUUGUAAUGCUGCUUAUUUCUUGACAAUGCACUAAUAUCAGAAAACAGAUAUGCAGUUGGAAACUGGCAAAAGAUUCAGUGAAAAUAGGAUGAACCUGGUAAGUGCUGGACGUACACAAGACAUACUUGGUGAUAAGGCACGUAAAAACAUCAAUAACAGAUGUAAAGUUCUCUGUGCUGUAUAUUAAAUACGACCAUGGGUUUAUCUUGAUUCUUAAGACAUCCAUUGCUAUUUGUGAAACAGUACUAGCUAAGAGAUCAUCAAAUAGCAUUAGCUCAAAAAAAACAACAUAAUCUCAAGAUUCUUCCAUUUUUGUUUAUCUAUGUUCUUUGUUCAGUUACUGCCUAAUACAGCCUUCUCUAACCAGCACAGUUCAGAUGUAUUAGAAUUCUUAACCUGCAGAACUCCCAGUCAGCAGUGAAUUCUGGUGGGGCAGGCCCAACAUAUCUGGGGGAGAGGUUGCCCUAAUAACCUUUUUACCCAGUUCCUAAACUUUCUAGUUUA
Python bivittatus (Burmese python) is the source of this 2695-nucleotide messenger RNA. RefSeq names its product galactosidase beta 1 like (gene GLB1L). Gene Ontology annotation, molecular function: beta-galactosidase activity. NCBI's taxonomy places the organism in Eukaryota, Metazoa, Chordata, Lepidosauria, Squamata, Pythonidae. The record is from RefSeq and is a predicted model, not a curated record. Gene Ontology annotation, biological process: carbohydrate metabolic process.